GAUGUUUCAAAAUAUCAGUCGACCUUGAGGUGGCGUUUAGCUUUAUGGUUUGAGUAUAUUUUAACCAACACUGCUGAAAGUUAUUUCAUUCUCUUUUCAAUUGAAUCUUCAAGGAAUUCCUGAAUAAUGACUUCAGCAUGGUUAAAGUCGACUACUCCUAUUAACAAGAAAUUGAAAUGCUUGUUUUCAAUUAGUGCUUAGAGCCUUUUUUCAGAGUUCGCCUGAAUUACUCUUGAAAAAUCUCAACAUUAUGCUUGGAAAAAUCAUUACUCAUGUCCCCAACUUUUGAAGCGACAGCUGAUUUACCCUCACCAUUCCUUACUAAAUUUGGUGAUAGGAAAAGCAGACUUCAGUGGCUUUGAAUAUAAAGGAUCUGACCACUUUCUUUCGUAUUCCUCAACCGAAAAGUUGGAUUCUGCUAUCAGAACCUCAGAUCAGCACUCCAAAAAUGGUAUUGCCCAUCUAAAUACUAUUGAAGAUUUAAAAAGCUUUGUGUCACAUCCUAGUACAACAGUUAAUGAUAUUUUGGACAUUGAUAUACGGUUGCUACCUUCGGAAGCAUGUGCGAUGUGUUUAGAAGCUUUACUAAGAAUUCAAAAUCAGUCUUAUGACUUACUAAUUCGUAAUGCUCAAAAUGAUUUAAGAAAUUCUAUUGCAUCUGGUGUUGACUGGCCAUCACAUUAUAUAAAAUUGGAGCAUAUAACAAAAUGGCAUAAAUUUGAUGUAGGAAGUAAUCUAUUCUAUAAUAAUAAUAAUGACUACUCUUGGAUGAAAUCGGAAAAAUUCGAUCUUUUAGUAUUAACAACAGCAGCUUGUGCCAAUGGUUUAUCUAUUGAAUCUUUACUAAGGCUAGCUGGAUAUUUUGGAAAUUUUUGGGAACGAUAUGAACCAAAAGUUUAUGCAUCAGUACUACGUCAUAUUAAUAAUCAGAUCAACAAAUUAUCAUGCGUUCAUUUAGCUCAAUUGGCACAUGUAUUAUCUAAAUUGAAGUAUAGUCAAACUUUUGGAUUCCCUCAGGAAUUACGUACUGAGAUUCAUUUAUUGGGAUCAGCAAUCGCUAUUCGUUUAUUGUCUGGAAAAGAGAUAUUAUGUUCAGUAGAUCCUACAGUUGCAAUUCGCUUGUUAUACGAUAUACGUUGGGCACUUUCGUACAAUCAAAGAGUGAUUCUGUUUGAUAGUAUUUAUUAUAAUCUUACACUGAAUCAUGUACAAUGGAAUUUGUAUACAGUUGCUUUCCUACUACUUCAUUCAUGUAAACUAAUGAUCUAUAAACCUUCAGUGAUAAAAAGUUGUCUAGCUAAAAUAUCACGUAAACUACGAAUAUCAGGUUAUCAUCCCAGUAUAAAUCAAUCCCAGUGGAUUAACGCUAUCCUUGCUGCUUUAGCUAAUUAUACAGUUAAUUUUAAUGGUGCAAGUGGAAAUUGUGAAGAAGAAUUACAAUAUUUCAUUAAACCACCUUGUCGUAAUCACAACAACAAUACAGUGUCAAUAUCUAAAAGUAUAUUUAUUCCGUACGAAGUAUUUACUGCUGAUUGGGUCCAAAGAUUGUUCAGUAAUAUAUGUCAGCACGUUACAAGUCAGCAAAUAGUAGAUUAUAAUUCCUUGAAGUGUUUAGCACAGAUUACUUAUUCUUUGUCUUUAUUUGGUCACAAGGCUGAUUCCCUUAUUGAAUAUUUUAAUGAUGCAAUGGAAAAACUUAACAAUGAUGUUUCCUCUAACAUUUCGACAUCAUUAGCAACUGAAUUUUCUCAGCUACAAUUAUAUAUGAAUAUGGCUAAAUGUUUACUUACCCCACUUUCUAAAAAUAGUAAUGAAACUGAAAAGCUGUCAGUUUCUUCACUACCUAGUGAUGAUUGGAGAUUUUAUUAUCAUUGUGGUCUUGGACUUUUACAAAGCAAUGAAAUAAAUGAUCCAGGGAUUUCCAAAAAAUUGAUAAAUAAAAGAAAAACCGUGGAUCGUUUAUACCAUGUGUUCCUUAAAAAUAGUGACCUGUUCAAAGAAUUAGACAUGGAUACAUUUCAGUGUAUACUGUAUCCUAAUAGUGAUAAUAGUAACGUAUACUUUGCAGAUAUUCUGUUCAGACAAGUAUGCGAACAACACGAAGGUAAAUAUAAUUACGUUAUUUGUAUUGUAAAUGAAAAUCGUGAUGAGGUCGCCAAAGGUCCGUUACUUUCACUGUUAAACUUUUAUCGUGAAACACAAUGUUUACCUGUUCUUACGUUUAAUAUUUGUACUUGGAAUAAUUUGCCUUAUACUGAAGCCAAACUAAUUAUGGUACAAAAUUUUCUACGUGAAGUAUCAAACAAAUUAAAUGAAAUGAAUAAUUUACAUCUACCGGAAAUUUAUACAACGAAUCUUGUUCUUCAUCCAACAUGAAUUAUUAAGCUUUAAAUAGUAUGUUAAUACAGGUUUUAUGUGUACACUUUCUAGACAAAUGUGUGUAUAAACAAUUCAUAGUUUUGUAUGACUAAUAUACUUUAAGAAAUUGCUGCUUUUUCUUUUGAUUUGCAAUGGAUCUGUUACAUUCUGAAUGUUUUCGUAUUGAGGAAGAAAAGAAAACAGUAACUUCAGCAAUGUGUUUGUAUUUUAUAGUUAAUGGUGAGUAGAUUUUAACAACCUUACUGCUUCUGAAUGUUGUCUCAGUUUUUGAUAUGGAAAGUUCUCAUCUUAUUUUCCAUUUUAGAUUAUUUGUAACGAUAUACGGUAUUACAAAAUACAUAUUUCCUUGAUAAA
Messenger RNA from Schistosoma mattheei, 2733 nucleotides. The record is from the annotation of a GenBank genome assembly. Lineage: Eukaryota; Metazoa; Platyhelminthes; Trematoda; Strigeidida; Schistosomatidae.